GAUACCUCGGGAUUAUCCCAUAUGUCGACUUGUGUAGGAUGGUCUUCGACCUAAAACAACUCCCCCAGUAUUCUUGUUUUGCUUACCUCUCAACCCGAGGAGGGUUUAGAAUCCCGAGGAUGCCUAGUUCCUUGAAGGGGUGGAAGGAUAAGUGGUUCUAUGCUAUACGUCAAGAUCCCGACGUUCCCUUUAGUCCUCGGUGGGGGGUUCCUGAUACUGCUAGGUUUUGUGGGGGUCAGGCAUACUUUGAAUCGUUGGAGAGGCAUAGGCAAAUGCUAGAGGAGCUCGAGCCCCUCGUUUAUGACUUGGAUGAUAUCCUCGGGGAUGAUAUCCUCGAGCUUGCAAACAUGAAGGGAAUCGAGGAGAUGACGUUUGAUCCAAGUGCCCUUCGUCAGGCAGUGAACAAGAAGUCCAAGGCUCCCCAGGCUCGGGCUCCCGGCCAGAUGAGGGGCCAAAAGAGACCUCGGGAUUCGAGGCAGGAAAGGCAGACCAGUGGGCCCCGGGAAUAG
Olea europaea var. sylvestris is the source of this 509-nucleotide messenger RNA. RefSeq lists its product as uncharacterized. Lineage: Eukaryota; Viridiplantae; Streptophyta; Magnoliopsida; Lamiales; Oleaceae. Bases 39 to 509 code for a protein of 156 amino acids. The transcript is spliced from 2 exons. The record is from RefSeq and is a predicted model, not a curated record.